UCCAGACAUUUUGUACCGCAGACUCAUCCGUUAGGAGCAGUUUCCGUCACUCGGUUGGGGUUUAAAACCGUUGUUCUCUGCCGAACCGUUUACCUUCAGAGCCCGGUACCCGUCAGUUUAAACGGUUCUGCCCGUGUCCAGCAGCGUUAGCUCGGUGUCACUGGAGUUCUGAGGUGAAAUUAGAGGAAUAAUGUCGUCGGGAAGCCCUGAAUACUCGUCGUUCUUCGCAGUGAUGGGCGCAUCAGCAGCGAUGGUCUUCAGCGCGUUGGGCGCGGCGUAUGGCACGGCGAAGAGCGGCACGGGGAUCGCUGCCAUGUCCGUGAUGCGUCCGGAGCUGAUCAUGAAGUCCAUCAUUCCUGUGGUCAUGGCGGGAAUCAUCGCUAUAUACGGGCUGGUGGUGGCCGUCCUCAUCGCCAACAGCAUCUCAGACAAGAUCACUCUGUACAAGAGUUUCUUGCAUCUGGGCGCAGGGCUGAGUGUGGGUCUGAGUGGGCUGGCGGCCGGGUUCGCCAUCGGCAUCGUGGGAGACGCGGGCGUCCGUGGCACCGCCCAGCAGCCGCGCCUCUUCGUCGGCAUGAUCCUCAUUCUGAUCUUCGCUGAAGUUCUGGGUCUCUACGGCCUCAUCGUAGCCCUGAUUCUCUCAACCAAAUAAACUGGCAGCCAGCAUGUGGCGCUGCCGGACCGCAAGACGGGCACACGGAACAAAAAGUGGGAAGGGAGGAAAAAAAUAAUAGGUACUAAAACUAAAAUGAAAUUAGAGGAAUUGAGAGGUGGGGAAAUAAUCCUACGCAUUAUAACAGGCUCUGCGUGUUGAAAGUGUACAGUCGUCUCUGAUAUUUUGAUUUCUUGUAAAUGCGGUAUAUAGUGAUUUCGUCCUGUGUCUGUGAAGAAAAAAAAUAUCUAUAAUAAUAAUAAUUAAUGCUGUAA
This is a messenger RNA of Cyprinus carpio (common carp), 927 nucleotides long. Its product is annotated as V-type proton ATPase 16 kDa proteolipid subunit c. Gene Ontology annotation, biological process: proton transmembrane transport. NCBI's taxonomy places the organism in Eukaryota, Metazoa, Chordata, Actinopteri, Cypriniformes, Cyprinidae. The record is from RefSeq and is a predicted model, not a curated record. Gene Ontology annotation, cellular component: proton-transporting V-type ATPase, V0 domain. Gene Ontology annotation, molecular function: proton-transporting ATPase activity, rotational mechanism.